AUGAUGACGUGCCGUCUGCUGUGCGCCCUGUUGGUGCUCGCCCUGUGCUGCCGCCUAUCUUUGUGCGUGACAGCAGAUGUUGAUGAUAAAGCUAAUAAUUCUGGAGGACAUUCCGAUCCAGAUGAAAGUGGUAAGCCCCGCACGUUGCACCCAACAGUUAACGGGCCGGCUAAUCCUGGUCCAAAAGGUAUGGCCGUUACGUUAUCGGGAUCGAAAGAGACGGCCGCUCCGCCAGAGAGUCCAAAUCCGGAUGACGUUGCGCAAGUGAGUUCAGGGCCAACGAGAGAAAGUGCUACGUCCGGUACGAAAGAGUUCACAGAUCCGGAAGCCGGCAGGACACAGGAAACAGAUGCAGUGACCGGAGCCGGAGUGUUACAAAUACAGCCCGAAGACGCAGAGUCACCGGAUUCGAGGACCGUUACAGCGCCAAGUACGGCCACUACGGGAAUGUCACCAACUCCUCCAAACGAACUGGAAAAAAAUUCAGCAAAAAGGAUCACUGCGCCAGCUACGACCACCACGACUACAACGACCACCACUACAACACAGGCACCAAGUACUACCACGACUACAGAGGCGCCAACUACGACGACCACCCGCGCACCGUCACGUCUUCGCGAAAUCGACGGCAGCCUCAGCAGCUCUGCGUGGGUGUGUGCCCCGCUGCUGCUCGUCGUAUCCGCGCUGGCGUACAGCACUCUGGGCUAA
Molecule: messenger RNA, 708 nt
Organism: Trypanosoma cruzi
Lineage: Eukaryota; Euglenozoa; Kinetoplastea; Trypanosomatida; Trypanosomatidae
Product: mucin TcMUCII, putative
Exons: 1
Coding region: 1-708 (235 amino acids)
Source: RefSeq, a predicted model, not a curated record